Anas platyrhynchos (mallard) is the source of this 1932-nucleotide messenger RNA. It is a transcript of the gene TMEM35A, whose product is annotated as transmembrane protein 35A. The record is from RefSeq and is a predicted model, not a curated record. Gene Ontology annotation, molecular function: acetylcholine receptor regulator activity. Lineage: Eukaryota; Metazoa; Chordata; Aves; Anseriformes; Anatidae. Gene Ontology annotation, cellular component: endoplasmic reticulum. Gene Ontology annotation, biological process: positive regulation of protein localization to cell surface; chaperone-mediated protein complex assembly.
UGAAGAGGCGAAGGCUCUGCAGCAGGGGCUGAGGCCGGGCGGGCGCUAGGACCCGGCGGCGCUGGGCGGAGGAGGCCGCGUCCUCCCGGCUGUCAGCGGCGCUGCCUCCGCAGCCUUCAUCCCCCUCCUCCUCCUCCUCCUCCUCCUCCUCGCCCUCCAUGGUCACCCGCUGCCUCCCUCCCGGGCCGGCAGCCGGAGCCAGGAGGCCUCGCUGAGGGGCGGCUCGAUGGCGUCGCCGCGCACCAUCACCAUCGUCGCCCUCUCGGUGGCCCUGGGGCUCUUCUUCGUCUUCAUGGGGACCAUCAAGCUCACCCCGCGCCUCAGCAGGGACGCCUACAACGAGAUGAAACGAGCCUACAAAAGCUACGUGCGGGCCCUUCCCAUGCUGAAGAAGAUGGGAGUCAGCUCCAUCCUUCUCCGCAAGAGCAUUGGUGCCCUGGAAGUGGCGUGUGGCAUUGUCAUGACACUGGUGCCUGGUCGCCCCAAAGACGUGGCCAACUUUCUGCUGCUCCUGCUCGUGCUGGCUGUGCUCUUCUUCCACCAGCUAGUGGGGGAUCCACUCAAGCGUUACGCCCACGCCCUGGUCUUUGGGAUCCUGCUCACCUGUCGCCUGCUGAUUGCCCGCCAGCCUGAGGAGCAGCCCCCAGAAAAGAGGAUCCUGUCGGUAAAUGGGGAUGAGCAGCCACUCAUCCAUGAGGCGGCUCCUGAGAAAGGCAAAGUGAAGGUAUCCUAGUUAGGUGCGUUUGAGGAAUACGGACCCUCGAGGCAGCUCUCUCCAAAAGCACCCAGAAAAUUUGGUGUUUUAUUUUGUCGUUUUGUUUUUAUUUAACUAUUUAUAUUUUUUUGGCUGUCUAAAUAAAGUUUCAUGUGGGGUCUGAGAGACAUGUGGUACGUCUACACUGUAGUCUUGCUUUUGCUGCUUCCCUGUAACAUAGGAAAACACGAGCUAGCUUUAAACAGGACAGUUUGGAGGCAGAUAGCACCUGGCUGGAAUUAGCACUGGUCUCCUCACAGGAGCUGCAAAACCAGAGUGUGGGCAAAGACUCGGGCAGUUUGUCAUGUUAGCUCGGCACUCUUGCAGCAGGGGGAUUAGUCCCUGAGCACAAGACCCACAUCCGAAAGGCAGUUUCACCCCAGCUGGAUGCAUUUCUGCUGCGUUGCAGCCUCUGCAACAGCUGCUGGGUAGAAAAGAACAUCACCAGAGUGACCUUGUGCAGCCCACCUCCUAGAGUUUUGGUUUUUUUUUUGCAUAGUCAGGUGAAGAAAGGACCCUACUGAGCAUAAUACUACUUGUAUUUGAGGGAGGGUCCCUUAGCUGUUGCUGCCUCUGUGACCGGUCUGUUUGGUGGACUGGUUAUGCAGGGAAAACUGUGAUACACUACUUGCAUCUUCCUGGGUUACAAGUUUUGCAGAGGCUUUAAAACUGGGAUAAUGGCCUGCUAAUGCAAUUUUUUUUCCCAUUUUGAAGCAAUGGUAUCUCUACCCCUCAGCAGAGAGUAAGGAUCCCUGCUGAGGGGAUGGGAAGCAAAACUGCCUGAAGAAUUGUGUUUAGUCUGGUAAUGAACCCCCAUAUUUCGAAAUAGUUGUCUGCUGCUGGCAAAAAGCAUCACACUACCUCUUUUCUUUCAAGAAAAAAAAAUCCUUUUUCACAACUGCUGCAAAUUCAUGGAAUCACUGGUUAUUGCUAAUGAUGAAGGUUUGAACCUGCCCAGGUACCUCAUGGUGCAUCUCACAUACAGCUUCAGUGAGCUGGGGGAAGUCCUCUCACAAGAGCCUGAAUCCCUGUGUUAUAUCUGAAAUCUUAUGGAGUGUCAUGAGAAGUGUGUUUUACCUCUGAGUUUUGUUUGUUUUUCUUGAUGUUUGUCUGUUUUGAGUUUUUCCUUAUUUUCUUAAUUAUUCAUGAAAAUAAACUUUUUGAAAUUUGGAGAAAAA